Staurois parvus is the source of this 510-nucleotide messenger RNA. The record is from the annotation of a GenBank genome assembly. Lineage: Eukaryota; Metazoa; Chordata; Amphibia; Anura; Ranidae.
GUCCUCCCAUUCUCACUGCGCAUGCGCGGCACAGGGAGGGUGCAGCGCGGCGAUCGGUGGUGCGCUCUGUCCCUUGGACACAGCGGAUCACCGAUCACGGAAAGAGCCGAAGAUGUCGGCUCGGUCAUGUGAUCAGCUGUGUCCAAUCACAGCUGAUCACAUCUGGCAGCUUGAGAGGAGAGCCGGUAAUCGGCUUUCCGCGGAGGGAACAUGUACACUAAUCAUCAGGGCACUGAUGAUCAGUGUUCCCUGAUGAUCAGUGUGGCCCCAGAAGUGCCACCUGUCAGUGUCCAUCAGUGCCAGCAGUCAGUGCUCAUCAGUGCCUCGUGCCAGUGCCCAUCAGUGCCACAUAUCAGUGCCUACCAGUGCACAUCAAUGCCACAUAUCAGUGCCCAUCUGAGCUGCCUUUCAGUGUCGCCUAUCAGUGCCAGUCAGUCCCGCCUAACAGUGCCAGUCAGUGAUGCCUGUCAAUGCCCAUCAGUGCCACCUACCAGUGCCUCCUCAUCAGUG